This is a messenger RNA of Effrenium voratum, 939 nucleotides long. Lineage: Eukaryota; Dinophyceae; Suessiales; Symbiodiniaceae. The record is from the annotation of a GenBank genome assembly.
AUGAGGUGCAACUGUGUCCUAGCGCAGCCAACGCCAACAGCUCUGGCGACCUUCUUCAGAGCCGGGCCGGUGACGGUCAUCAAGCUCAACCCGCUGAGCGUCAGCCUGGUGAAGUUUGCCCACCUCCUGCAGAUCGCCCGCCCGCAGAGCUUCUCCCUGGUGAUGGUUGCCUUUUUGCUGCUCUCCGACAGCCUGAUGCUCAUCCUGGCGGCGACGUUGCUGAUCUUGAACGCCUUGAAGGACCUGGUCACUCUGCCCUUGCUGCCCGUGAUGCUCGUCAACGAGACCAACCCGCUGAGCGUGAGGCUGGUGAAGUUUGGUCACCUCCUGCAGAUCGCCUACCCGCAGAGCAUCGUCCUGGUGAUGGUCGCCUUUUUGCUGCUCUCCAACAGCCUGAUGCCCAUCCUGGCGGCGACGGUGCCCUGCGUGAGCCUGGUGAAGUUUGCCCACCUCCUGCAGAUCGCCUACCCGCAGAGCAUCGCCCUGAUGAUGACCAACCCCUUCUUGCUGCUCUUACCCAUCCUGGCGGUGACGGCGCUGAUCUUCAACGCCUUGAGGGGCAACCCGCUGAGCGUGAGCCUGGUCAUGGCCCGGUUUGCCGACAAGACCGACCCUCUGAGCGUGAGCCUGGUGAAGUUUGCCUUCCUCCUGCUGAGUGCCUACCCGCAGAGCGUCGCCCUGGUGAUGGCUGCCUUCUUGCCGCCAAUCUUCAACAGCAUGAUGGCCGUCCUCAACACUUUGAGGGAACUGGUUUCGGUCGCCUACUUGCUGCCGCUCCUCAACACCCGGCUCGUCAACAAGAGCAACCUGCUGAGCGUCAGCCUGGCGAUGGUCAUGCGCCUUCAGCGCUUGCAGGCAAGUUUGGGCCGAAACCUUUCUAAGUCUUUUUUGCCGCAGCCUCGGCAAGUAAUUGACGGUAGGCCCGCCGUCGAGUUUUGA